AUGGCCUUCCCCCAGCCUGGGCUCAACAGAGACCUGCUGAACCCUCGAGAAUUUUGCUUUCACCUUUCAGGAGAAUGGAAAACCCUUUACGUCGCAUCCAAUAACCCAGAGAAGACCAGUGAGAAUGGGCCAUUCAAGGUUUAUAUGCGUAAUAUUCAUCUUGAUGAUGAAAAUGACAGAGCAGCCUUCAACUUUUUUGUCAAAUCGACAAUAAUUAACGUGGGGUUGUAUAUAUGUAUAUUCUCUCUCACAGAUGUAAGUAAAAAUAAAAUCAAAAUUAUUCCUCUCUCUGAAAAUGCUCUGAGAAUGUAUAAUGUCAACAUGGAUGAACUAGACAAGACUACGAAACUUACUGGACUGACUGGCAGAGGAAAUAACACGAAAGAGGAAGACUUUGAGAAGUUCAAGCAGAUGACGAGAGAAGAGGGGAUUCCGGAAGAAGAUACUGUGAAUGUCACGGAAGCUGGAUGUGUCACUGGGAACCAGGCAUAUCAUCUCCUGCACGGAAUCAAGGUCAACAACACGAAGACAACGUUCCUGGUUCCUGCAGAACAAUCCCCCUUCUCUCUUCAUCAUCACACUCCCUUUCCCAUUUCAUCUCUCCUGGUCACCAUUCAUGUCCCGUCUGGUGCUACUUGAUUUCUGAGGGUUUAAAUAAAUAGAUUUAAUAUAUACCCUGCACACGUGUGCUUGUGCAGAAAGUCACCUAAUUUAAAACACACACAUAUGCACAUUAAGUACCCAGGAAAAUAUGCCUUUAAUAGGAUAGAUGCUCCAUCAGACACAAUUCUGAUGAGGAUUAAAUACAGAUGUCCUAGAGAUGUCCAGGAGAGGAGAAAAAGGACUAAACCAUCACCAGACAGGGGACGGGGUCAGAGAUACUCAUAUUGUAGUGGGAGGGGGCAGUCUGGUCAAGAAAAACGUCCCCAGAAAGCAUCUUAUUCAUUACAGGAAGGGGAACUUGUGUUUGAAUCACUGAGAUUUAUGCACAGAAAAUGCAAGACGCCAUGUCCCAUCACUGGGGGGAAACAGCACCAACACUUCUGAAAUUGCGCUGAAGACCUGAUAUUUCUUAACUAUUAGAUCCCUCGUAAUCGAAGAUGGGGCAGCAGCUGAGACUUGGUCAAUCCACAGGAUCGUGAAGUCUGCGUACUGCUUGGAGGGGCCAGAUGACUGAGAGCUCAGUCAGGAAGACGGACCUGCAAACACAGCUCGAAACAUCUAAAGAUGGUAUUCCAUCCUCUUACGCUUCCAAGAGCAGUAGACACUAGUAUUCCCAAGGAGUGGCCAUUCCCACUCUAAUGGGCAGAGCACACAGUGAUCAGCUCCGCACGGCACUCAAGGUGUUUUCGGUCUCAAAGAUCUAGCAGCCUCCGUGCAUAACUUAUUCCCAGGGUGGAGCUAAAGUUCAGGGAACGGGUCCAAGCCCUGGGAAAAUAGAGCUACACCUAAGCAACAUUUACCAGAAUAAAUGUUGUGGUGCGUCCACAGACACGGACUCCAAAUGUACAAGGGCAAGUGUCAGAGACAUCAGCACUGAAGAUUAAAAGGACUCUGUCUGAAAGUAACAAAGCCUCCGUGGCAAUGUUUGAAUUAUUUCUCUUGUGUAUGGAGGGGGUAUGCAGUUGGAGUUCUAACUCCGGUCUUCACAGUAUGUCAGGAAAUGCUGGAUUGGUUGGGUGGAAAUACACAAAGGCAAUGCAACAGAGAGUGACGGGAUGAACCUCUUAAGGAACACUGAAAGGUAGGACCUGGCAUAAACAAGUUAAACAACUGUGAAAUAGUACAUGUGUUCGUGAUGUGAGCAAUCUUAAUAGGGAAAACAGGGUAGUCACCACGAAUGCUACAGAAAUGAAGAAAAAUGUAGAAGAAAACCGGAAACAAAGUUAUGCCAACCAAAUGAACACGUGAUGAAAUGGACACUUUUCUUGAAAGAUCUGUUACCAACACUGACACAAGAUGGAACAGAAAAUUUGACUAGUCCCUUUUCUUAUAAAAGAUUUUCAAUCUGUCACCACACAAUUUUCCAUUAAGAACUUGGAGGUCCAGAAGAUCGCACUGCAGAGUCCUCUCAGACAUGCAAAGAAGAGACGGCACUAAACUUAGUCAAAGUUUUCAGAAGGAGAUGAUGAGGGAGCCUGUCCUACUCCUUUUAGGAGGUUAGCAUGACCUAAAACCCCCAAAUCUGAUCAAGACGUCUUAAUACACAUAAACAUAUGAGUUCAUAGUAAAAUAUCUCUAUAUCUUAAACUGUUCUUUAAUCCCCUAGACAGAAUUAAGUCCUCUCAACAGAAUGGUAUAAUUUACACAUUGUACAUACGCGUGCAUUUUUAUUACAACACAAACCUAUUAACAUAUUGGAGAGCAGUCUUUGUUUUGCACGUACAUAAGGAUUAAACUACAUGGAGAAUCUUGCUUCUGCUCUUUUUCAGAGGGUAAUAUUUUUAGAGAUUAUUUGUACGUGGAUUCAUCGAGAUCUAAUGUAUUAAUUUUUCCCAUCUCACACUGAUACGUUAUAGCUACCAGAUUGUGAAGUUGUUUUAAAUAUUUCAACAUUACAAACAACAGACCAGUGAAUCAUACUUAUACGUAUCUAUCAUUUUAAAAUUUCUGUAAACGGAAACGCCUUGUCAAAGUGAAUACACCUUUAGGAUAUUUACGGUUAC
Molecule: messenger RNA, 2666 nt
Organism: Orcinus orca (killer whale)
Lineage: Eukaryota; Metazoa; Chordata; Mammalia; Artiodactyla; Delphinidae
Product: odorant-binding protein-like
Exons: 5
Coding region: 1-639 (212 amino acids)
Molecular function (GO): small molecule binding; odorant binding
Source: RefSeq, a predicted model, not a curated record